This is a messenger RNA of Girardinichthys multiradiatus, 1579 nucleotides long. RefSeq names its product calcium-binding protein 5-like. The coding region runs from base 156 to 674 and encodes 172 amino acids. The transcript has 6 exons. NCBI's taxonomy places the organism in Eukaryota, Metazoa, Chordata, Actinopteri, Cyprinodontiformes, Goodeidae. The record is from RefSeq and is a predicted model, not a curated record. Gene Ontology annotation, molecular function: calcium ion binding.
CCAGUUCACCACUGCUGGGCUCAAACACAGAAAGGUCCUCAACAAAGACACCUGUAGAUAUAUGCUGGUGGAAUGUAAGGCGGCAGAUUUAGUUUCUUUUAUUUUUUUUACCAAGCUUUAGCUAUUAGAAGAGGAUAUAGACUGAGCAUCUCAUCAUGAGUGUAAAGCAGCCCUGCAUCUUUCUCAGAGGAGGAGGAGGAAAGAAGAGACAAACAAGAAAUCUUACUCAGGAUGAGCUCGAAGAGCUACGUGAAGCCUUUAUAGAGUUUGAUAAAGACAAGGAUGGCUUUAUCACCUGCAAAGACUUGGGGAACCUGAUGAGAACCAUGGGCUACAUGCCGACUGAAAUGGAGCUGAUCGAACUGAGCCAAAACAUUAACAUGAACUUGGGGGGACGGGUAAACUUUGAAGAUUUUGUGGAACUGAUGACCCCCAAGCUUCUGGAUGAAACCGCCGGGAUGAUCGGGUUAAAAGAACUCAGAGAUGCUUUCAGAGAGUUUGAUAUAGAUGGUGACGGAGCUAUCACAUCUGAAGAGCUGAGAUUUGCUAUGAUAAAGCUAUUAGGUGAACAGACGAGCAAGAAAGAAAUAGAUGAAGUGGUCAAAGAUGUAGACAACAAUGGAGAUGGAAAAGUUGACUUUGAGGAGUUUGUGAAAAUGAUGUCGAAGAAUUGAGGACAACAAAAUGAAGACAGAAGAGGAUCCAUGCUGUUUUAAAUUCUCAUCUGACAAAACCUAAUUUUUGUAAAUAGUCUCACUAUCUACAUCCACAUUAUGUUAAUUUUUGUAACAAAUAAGUUAUUUUGUUUGUUAAAAAUUAUGUGUAUAAAUUUCUAUUAGCAGUCCUUAAUAAAAAAAAUAAGAAAUAAUGUUUUCCUUUGUAUUAUUUGACAGUUGUUUUAAAAAAAAAUUGUUAUAUUUUUACCUUAUGUUCUCCAGAGCACUCCCAGUGAAAUAACGGUUUGUGUCAAUUGUUAAAAAAAAAGCUAAUUAACAAACUCAGAAAAAAACUUUUUAAAGUAAUGAGAAAUGUUAUUACAUAAAUAGCUGGCAUAAUAGUAAAAAAAUAAAAUGAUACAUUAGCAGAAGUUCAAGUACAGAUACCAACUGUAUUAAAGAAGCUGCGUUUUGACCAGUAGCUGUAAAUUGUAUUACUUUGUAUUGCACCUUGAGUCUUGAAAAAACAGGCAAAUUAGUGAGUCUUAGGUAAUUGCAUGAUAAAGGUGGAGUAAAGUUAGUGCACAUGCACUUUACUAACUUUUUACUAACAUUUUGAUAAGACGAUGGUAUAGAGUUAUGUGCUAGGAAAACAUUUUGACAUGAAAAUCCCUUUUGACUAACUUUCCCCAAUAACUGUUACUUGAUUGGGGAUUAAUGUGGACAUCCUGAUGUGCCAUAAUAGUACUGUUUUAGUGGCUCCACUGUUUAGUUUGUCCUAUUAUAGAUUUUGUGCAGAGAUUUUUCUCGCUCUGCAGUUAUCUGUUGUUUGUAAAGCUCAUUUGAAUGACACAAUGUUUAUAUUGUAAUGCUAUGUACAGACAAUAGUUGCUCUGUUUGUUGGACCAACAUUGUUUUGUAAC